This is a messenger RNA of Magallana angulata, 1122 nucleotides long. RefSeq lists its product as uncharacterized. The record is from RefSeq and is a predicted model, not a curated record. The transcript is spliced from 2 exons. NCBI's taxonomy places the organism in Eukaryota, Metazoa, Mollusca, Bivalvia, Ostreida, Ostreidae. The annotation marks the transcript as partial.
UAUUCUUCGAAAAAUGUUUUUUUAAGAUUGAUUUUCAAAAUGUAUCUAUUCCCAUUUUCUGUACAGAUGGACCAAAAAAUGCUGACAAUUGUGCUGCUGUGUUUAUUACAUUCGACCGGAUCCCAGGUUAUCAUGGGUGGUCCUAUGAUGAAUGGCCCUGUCCCAAUGAAUGGUCCAAUUACUAUGAUUCCAAUCAAUGGUGGCCCAGCCACUUCAAUGGUUCCCGUUAGCGGCGUUCCUCCAAAUAUGAUGCCGACCAAUGGCGGAUCUCAAGAAACGGUUAUGAUAAAUGGCAUACCUAUGAGACCGGUGGGAGAACCUCAGAUUGUUGCCAUUUCCCCACAGACAGGGUUACCUCUGUUCAAUGGUAAUGGGGGUUUUAAUGAUGGCGACGGAAACGGUGAAACUGAUGUAAGUGGCAUACCAAUGAGACCAGUGGGAAAUUCUCGGUUAGUUGCUAUGGUCACACCUCUGGGGUCCUCUCCAUUCAAUGGCAUGGAUAAUGGAAAUCAAGGGAGGAUGAGAAACGGUUUUAGACCAGUCCGAGGCGGAUCCCGCAGAAAUGAAAACAGUGGUAGAAUGAGAGACAAUGAUAGACUCCAGGAAAGAAAUGGUGGGUUCGAGGGAGAAGCUAACGGUAAUGGCGGUUUUGAUGGUAGAAAUGGUAGAUUUGAAGAUGAAUUCAAUGGCAACGGUGGAAAUGGUGGAUUUGAUGGCGAAUUUGACGGGAACGGUGGAAAUAGAAAUGGUGGAAACGGAGACAAUUUCAACGAAAAUGGUGGAAACGGAAAUGGUGGAAACGGAAAUGAUAGAAACGGAAAUGGUAGAAACCGAGACAAUUUCAACGGAAAUGGUAGAAAUGGAAAUGGUGGAAACGGAAACAAUUUCAAUGGCAAUGCUGCUCCUUCUCAAAAUGAUUUUCCUGGAGACAAUGUAGACAUGAUAGAUGGUCGAUCAGGACUUGUAAUGGUGCCUUUAUCAGAAGGGCUACCUCGUUCUCAACUGCCAAUGAGAAGGCUAAUGAUAGUGCCCCGCAGACGGCUUGUUUUCCUAAGACGUCCAUCAAGAAGACUUGUUUUUAUGCCUCCUGGAAGCAUGACGCGGAGAAGGCUGCCAACAUGA